This is a messenger RNA of Eurytemora carolleeae, 2786 nucleotides long. RefSeq lists its product as uncharacterized. The transcript has 15 exons. Lineage: Eukaryota; Metazoa; Arthropoda; Copepoda; Calanoida; Temoridae. The record is from RefSeq and is a predicted model, not a curated record. The coding region runs from base 53 to 1336 and encodes 427 amino acids.
UAAAUAGAACUAAUGAAAAUGUGAUCAGCACGAUGUGAGUUUAGGACCAAAAAUGUUGGUUAAUUCAGAUGUUGAGAUGAAUUUUGAACUGCAAUCUCCAGACUAUAAUGCAGCUCCCCCACUCCUUCCUAGGGAUCCUAGGAUGAGACGACCCAGUGAUGAAGGAACAGACUCAGGUCGGGGGACAGUUCAACAGGACGGAGAUUAUGAGGAGGGAGAGUACAAUGCCGGAUAUUUCAACGGUGACGUAAAUAAUAGUACUCAAGAAAAUGUCCCUUCUCCCGGUAUACAUGAAGGCAUGUACACUCCUCCUCCCGGUGUACAUGAAGACAUGUACAAUCGUGGCUUUCUAGAAGGAGUUGUACAUGCCGUGCCAAUUACAGUACUAAGUGAGUUACAUCCACAGGUGCACCGGGGUGAGUAUGAGAAUCUUGUACCAGAUAACCAGUAUUAUGAGCAUGUGGAAUUCAGAGGUUCUAGUCGUAUAGUAGAAGAGGAUGAAGGACUAUAUUCAAUUCCAGAAGUUCAAAAAGAAAGCUUAGGAGUACAGGCUCUUGAUGUUGAUAUGUUUGGUCUUACACGCAGGUUUCCUUCUAUUAAAGUUUUAGAUAAAAAGGCGAAAAAGAAAAAAAUAAUCUCUGAAAGCAAGAAUGUUGCAUCCUCCCUGUACGCUGUACCUGAUAAAAGUAUAAAACCAACUCCGUCUAGUCCUAUCAAUCCAGCUAAACAGCUGACUAGUGAUGUUUUCAACAAGAAUAUUGCCCCCGCUGCCAGCAGCUCCUUCACAGAUGUUAUCAAAACAAAUGAAACCACAGAGAAAGUUGACAAAAGUGAUACAUUGAAAACAGAAAAUUCAUAUGUCAGUCUUCCCUGGAAAAAAAAUCAUCGUGGUUCUAAAAGUUUCACGCAUUUUAUUCUGAAUAAAAUGAAAACGCGGCAUCGGUUGCUCGCCCUAGUCGUCUUCCUUCUCAUCGGAUUUGGAAUUGGGGCAUAUUUUAUUACAGAUACAGUUGUAACAGUUCCUCGUGAUGGAAGAAGACGACAUUAUGAAUAUACAAACAGAAAAAUUUCUCCCAGCAGCAGCAGGACUCCUGUAGACACUUCAGAUAGAGACGAUUUUGGAAUUGAUGAGAGAAUUCCUAUUCGUCGGCUUACUGGAGACUCAUGGGGCUCUUGGAGCUCAUGGAGUAAAUGUAAUUCUAGUCCUUGUAUUCCAGGGGAAACUAUGGCUAGAUCUAGAGUUUGCUUAACCCAAGAGAAAACUGAAAUAUCUAUGAAGGGAUGUAUUGAGCAGGGUGGAGUAAAUGUAGAGAUAGAACCCUGUUUCUGUUUCUAGAUACUUCAGAAUAUACAAUCACACCACUCGAGUAGGUACAACAUGUACUGAAUAUGUUACCAGUCGUACUAACUAAAGUAAAAUAAACAAUUUAAAAUCACAACAUAGUGUUGCUUAAGCUAAGGAAAGCAGAUUUACUAGUUUGUUUUUCAAAGUAUGCAGUGAGUGACAUAUCAUGAUGAGUUCGUUUCCUUUUUUAUCUGACAACCUUUUGUUUCAUGUUUAAUUUCCUGUGAUUUUUAAAAACAUUUUUUUAUUUUUGAUUUUGACGGAUAUUAUAUCGUGGAAGAGGGCCAACUCAGACCGAAAUAUAUUUUCAAAAAAAAUUUGAAAUUAACACUACUACAUUUGCUCUGUGUGAACACCAAUUUUUUCCAAACAGCCAGCAAGCCAAGCCAUGUUUGCCCAUAGGUAUUGGUCCAAUAAAAAGUAACUUAUGGACAGUGAAGUUUUAUCUUAAAUUUCUUGGAAAUUAUACAAAUAUUUACAGGAAUAUUUUAAUAUUUACAAGUUUAAAUUUACAUUUACAAAUUUAAAGUUAUAUUUACGAAUAUCGACUGGUAAAUAAUAUACACAAAGUAAAAAAAGAAAACACGUCUUUUUAAGCAUUGAGCAUUUUGGCAUUAGGCACAUUUUUGAGAGAUACAGGCUUAGCUGUAGUUCUAAUUCCUAAAAGUGGGGUAAAACUUCAGGGUUAUCCACAAAGAAUGAGACUUUAUGACUCAAUUAAUUCAGUAUCUAGAUAUUCUUGGUUUCCCGACACUGUUAUUUUGGUUUUUUAUUUUAUCAAGUCAUCAUACAUAUUCAUUUUAAAACUAUGUGUAAAGCAGAAUCAAAAUUCUGUCUUUAGAUCACUAAAUGUUGAGAGUUUUAGGUCGUUAAUAAAGCAUGUAUAUAUUCCUUAAAAUAGGAAAAAAUCACUGUAACCACGUCAUGUUGACACAGAAAUGUGUUCCCUUCAGGGAGUAUUUUACCUGAAAACUUUUCUUCUGUAGUUUACAUUAAAACCUUGUUCCAAUACAAACUAUCUAGGGGCGUAUAUACAGGAGUUCGUCCAGGGGGGGGGCUUAGUUAUUCUUUCUUUCUAGGGAAGUGCUCAGCAGUAGCACCCAUUGGGAACUGAAACUCCCCUGGAUAUAAUAAAUUUAGCUGAUCAUGAUGUGGGGGGGGGGGGGCUGAGCCCAAAUAACCCUCUUCCACUAUUUUUAAUCUUCUCUGAAAAUAAAUGUGAAAGACAAUGUUUGUUUUCAAAUAAAAUGUUUAUUUCCAAAUAAUCAUUUAAAUAAUUUUCGUUUUAGUUGAUUGUUUAAAAAUAUAGAUAUGAUGAUUGGCAUAAAUCAAAACAGACUGCUUUGUUAAAAACUACAGACAGCCAAUUAAACCCUUCUGUAAUUGAUUUCCUGUGAUGACCCAAGAAACAUAACUAUUUCUACAAAAGAAGAAAAAUGGA